GCUUUUCGAACCCUUGAGCAAAUCGAAGCCGACUUGGACGCAGCGCGAUUACAAUCAGCCGCACUUGCGGCACUUAUCGCUCCUACAACGAAAAUGUUUCACUACGAUGAAAUCACAAGCAAAAGCUCAGCGUUAGCGUUAGACCAUAAAACGACCAACUUAUUUGAAGGUUGGCAUUUUCAAAAUGCAAUGAAGAUUUUUUGUCAGCCUCCCGUGCCCGUGACAAUAAAUGCUUCAUCGUCACCAGUAGUAGCUCCUUGCUCACCAGAGCCAUGCUCUGUUCAAACGGUCCCACUUGCAUCCACAACUAGUGCUCCAACCAGUACCAGUGUAGAACUGCAGCCUAUAACCGUACCUCCGACGUGUGUUUUUGGACAAUACAACCCUGAAGAAAGCUCACCGACAAGUUGCCGUCCCAUUAGGUCACAACGUACUCCGAUGCGGGAAAUUACGACGCUAGAUGAUCCAACUGAACUGGAUGAUUUCAUGCAACAAGGUGAAGAGGGAUGCAUUCAGGAUAUGAAACAAUUCAUCACUCAAUUCUCGCUUCGGCAAACCACUGUCGCGAUGAUGACUGGAGUAUCGCAGCCAUAUAUUUCGAAAUUGCUCAAUGAAACGAAUGGUGAUGGUGAACUGAUCCCACAGCGACGAGAGCGCUACGUUUUUCGACCGAUUCUUAUCCGAAUCCUCGAGAGUUUCUUUGCUCAAACACCAUUUCCUGAUUUGAAUCGCCGUAUCGAGAUUGCUACUGCCUGCAAUCAAGCAUUACAAAUUGAUAAAAAAGGUGUUGGCUUGAUGCCGAAAGAAGUGGUUUCCCCUCAGGUUGUUGCCAAUUGGUUUGCGAACAAGCGGAAAGAGUUGCGUCGUCGAUCGAAUGAUGAAUGUGCAGAAACGAGUGCUACCAAUCGAUCCCAACCGAGUUCAUCAGAUGCGGGAUCAACACCUUCGCCGAGUGGAUCAACAUCGAAUACGCCGCUAGAAAGUGAUGAACGUGCCGUAUCAUCAGCUUCUGUGCCAAUCUCAGUGCCUGCUUUACGACCGGACGGUUACGGAAUAGGAAUCGAAACGAAUCUCUUUCACACUUUGAGGGCAUCUGCACUGAUGAAUGCACAGUCGAUGUAUUCGAUGCCACAUGAAUCUUCAUCAGCUCCUCCUGCAGUCACAGCAGGCAUCGUCGACGAAAUCACCACAAACACCGAAUCAGGGAGUAUUCAAGAAGGCGCCACACCGGAGCAGUGUCUUGCCGAGAUUCAAAGCCAACUCGAUAUUGUCAACAACUCAGUUCUCGCUUUAGUUAAUCCUUAUUCGAAUUCCAUUCAUACGCCUGUCAUUAAAAUGGAACAGACGGCUGAAUAG
This is a messenger RNA of Anisakis simplex (herring worm), 1356 nucleotides long. NCBI's taxonomy places the organism in Eukaryota, Metazoa, Nematoda, Chromadorea, Rhabditida, Anisakidae. The record is from the annotation of a GenBank genome assembly.